Molecule: messenger RNA, 624 nt
Organism: Aphanomyces astaci
Lineage: Eukaryota; Oomycota; Saprolegniomycetes; Saprolegniales; Verrucalvaceae
Exons: 1
Coding region: 229-555 (108 amino acids)
Source: RefSeq, a predicted model, not a curated record
CACCACUUCAUCACGUUCUACUGAUGGUUAGUCGUACAUUUAAUUGUAAAAUGACUCGAGGGGCCCGAGGCACUGCCAUAACCGCAAGACCAGGUCUGGAAACAUCUGUCGACACACAAACUCUUCCACUAUCCGUUGCUGGAGUCCAAUGGCUAUUGGCCCUUCUUCUAUGUCACGAAUCUCCCCACUUUGCAACAGACGCCACGUAUGCGGUGGUAAUUCGGCGGCAUGUUGUUUGAGAUUCCGAAUCCAUCGCACGAGAUCUACCACACUCGACGUGUCGUACUGGCGGUGCCGAUGGACGUCCAGCCCCCGUGCUUUCACCCGCGCCCCCCAGUCCAUCGUCCCUUUCCUUUCUCGUCCAUCAUAGUCAUCCUUAUCAUGACAAGUCCAGGAAAUAUCCUGCUGCCGUUUCGUCAGCUCCACAUAUGCGUGGUUGGCCACCAUCUCAAUGUACGCCAGCUUUUGACUGGCAGGCCACAAGAAUGGAUGCCGCGUCACGUCCUCCAUGGCCAAGCGCCGAGUCGGGUCGAUAUGUGUCAUGGCGUUCAAUAGAUCCAACGCUUCCGCCGACAUCUGGGGUCGACGGGGGAUCGGGGGGGGGACUUGGGGGGUCGAGGUAGG